Carassius carassius (crucian carp) is the source of this 1496-nucleotide messenger RNA. RefSeq names its product somatostatin receptor 2a (gene sstr2a). Gene Ontology annotation, biological process: cellular response to estradiol stimulus; neuropeptide signaling pathway; cellular response to glucocorticoid stimulus. Gene Ontology annotation, cellular component: membrane; neuron projection. Lineage: Eukaryota; Metazoa; Chordata; Actinopteri; Cypriniformes; Cyprinidae. Gene Ontology annotation, molecular function: somatostatin receptor activity; neuropeptide binding. The transcript is spliced from 2 exons. The record is from RefSeq and is a predicted model, not a curated record. Bases 194 to 1336 code for a protein of 380 amino acids.
GUUUAUCAGGAGGCGUCAAGCUCGAGAGUCGUUUAUUCUGAGGAGGAUUUCACACUUGCUCGCACAGUUUCGCGGUGAUAUUAUUAUGGUCAGUGGAAGCAUGUGAAGCUGUUAUAUUCAAGGAAUGGAUCUUAAAAGGUGUCCAAAAACUACAGGUUUCCCUGGUGAAUAAUUACUGCUGAACACUGCCAAAAUGGACACGGAAUGGACGUUCAUGCCCAAUUCCAACAUGUCCCUCCCUGACCGCCUGCUCAAUGAUAGUUUCUUCCCCGGAAACGAGUCUGACUUUGGUCUGGAGAUUUACCCUCACAACAGCACCAACCCUGGCUUUGACCAAACCAGUUCUGUUGUCAUCACCUUCGUGUACUUCGUCGUGUGCGCGGUGGGGCUCUGUGGGAACGCCCUGGUCAUGUACGUCAUCCUGCGCUACGCCAAGAUGAAGACCGUCACGAACAUCUACAUUCUGAACCUGGCCGUGGCGGAUGUCCUGUGCAUGCUGAGCUUGCCUUUCAUCGCCAUUCAGCUCUCGCUGCUCCACUGGCCCUUUGGAUCGGCGAUAUGCCGCGUCGUCCUAACCUUGGACUCCAUGAACCAGUUCACCAGCAUCUUCUUUCUGACGGUCAUGAGCUUCGAUCGAUACCUGGCCGUGGUGCAUCCCAUCAAAUCCACCAAAUGGCGAAAGCCGCGCAUGGCCAAAACCAUCAGCCUGGCCAUGUGGGUCAUCUCUCUGCUGGUCAACCUGCCGAUUAUGAUCUACAGCGGAGUGAACGUUAAAAAGAACGAGGCGAGGACUUGUACCAUGUUGUGGCCAGAGCCACAGAACACCUACUACACCGUUUUCAUCUUCUACACCUUCUUCAUGGGGUUUUUCUUACCGCUGAUAGUCAUCUCCAUGUGCUACCUGCUCAUCGUCAUAAAGGUGAAAUCCUCCGGCAUGCGAGUCUGCUCCAGCAAACGAAAGCGCUCGGAGCGGAAAGUCACCCGUAUGGUGUCUAUCGUAGUAGUGGUGUUCGUCUUAUGCUGGCUACCUUUCUACGUCUUCAACGUGACCUCUGUGACCGGAACCGUUCCCACCACACCUGUGCUGAAGAGCACCUUUGACUUCGUGGUGGUGCUGGGAUACGCCAACAGCUGCGCCAACCCCAUCCUCUACGCCUUCUUGUCAGACAACUUCAAGAAGAGCUUCCAAAAUGUCCUGUGUCUUAAGAGAGUCGGGGGCUUGGACGAGAUCGAGCGCAGCGACAGUCGACAGGACAGGACUCGGAUGGUCAACGACGUCAUGACGGAAACGCACAACGCCGCGCUGCUCAACGGAGACCUUCAGACCAGCAUCUGAAGAGGAGAUAAACAUCUGCUGAGAUUAGAUGCGACAUGAAAACCAUCUGCGUUGGGAGAGAUUUAGUAUUUAAGACCAACGAUACAGAUGCAACCCAAACGUCUUAAAAAAUGCAUUUGCAUGAACUUGAUCUGACUUGUCUCGUGUAUUUAAGCGAUGA